Molecule: messenger RNA, 894 nt
Organism: Helianthus annuus (common sunflower)
Lineage: Eukaryota; Viridiplantae; Streptophyta; Magnoliopsida; Asterales; Asteraceae
Exons: 2
Coding region: 1-894 (297 amino acids)
Source: RefSeq, a predicted model, not a curated record
AUGGCGGAUGACCUCUCGUUGUUUUUUCUACCCGAUAGUAGCGACGAAUCAUCCAAUAGUAGCAUUCUUUUUUUCCAAAAUCUUAUCGAAGAAGCUGAACUUCAAGACACAGGCACAUCUAACCGAAGGAGAUAUAUUGAAUGUCAACGUGAGGUUGGGCAUGAGACUCUCAUGGCGGAUUAUUUUGUCGAAGACCCGAAAUGCAACGAAGAUAUUUUUCGGCAUAGGUUCCGUAUGUCGAAACGUUUGUUUCUAAAAAUUGUGAGCGACGUGGAAGCGAACGACUCGUGGUUUCAAGAGGCCAUCGAUGCGCGAAGUAGGAAAGGCUUUACGCCGUUGCAAAAGGUUACAUGGGCUAUUAAACAGCUCGCAACUGGUAGCACUCCAGACGAGAACGACGAGUACUUGCAUAUGGCCGAAAGAACUUCACGCGAAUGCCUAGAAUAUUUUUGCGACACGGUUUGCAAAAUAUACGCUCCGGAGUUCUUACGUAGACCGACAAGCCACGACAUGACACUUUUAUACGAAGCUCAUGAGGAAAAACAUCACCUUCCACGUAUGUUCGGUAGCCUUGAUUGCACCCAUUUCGUUUGGCGAAUGUGUCCCACAGAGUAUCGAGGUCAGUAUAUGCGAGGAGAUCACCGAUACCCGAUUGUUAUGCUCGAAUCGGUUGCAUCUCAAGAUUUAUGGCUUUGGCAUGCUUUUUGCGGUCCACCAGGUUCACAAAACGAUAUUAAUGUGCUACAACAAUCUCCGUUAUUUUUAACGGAACGAAAUGGAACCGCGCCUAAAUGUCUAGUUUACGUUAACAACCAUUUAUACAAACGUGGUUAUUUGCUCGUUUCAUAUUCAAAGUAUUAUCCACCAUUAUGGCAAGUUGAAUGUUUAGAAUGA